This is a messenger RNA of Vicia faba (fava bean), 456 nucleotides long. The record is from the annotation of a GenBank genome assembly. Lineage: Eukaryota; Viridiplantae; Streptophyta; Magnoliopsida; Fabales; Fabaceae.
AUGUAUGGGGAAGAGCAAAUAUUGUCUUUUGAAAACAAUGUAGGUCUCAAUGGUGUAGAAGACAAUAAAUUGGAAGAUGACAUGUUGGAUGAGUUGAAUAGUGUUGUUGUAGUUGAAACUUUUGAUGACUUGGGGACCGUUGAAGAUUUGAAUAAUCUAGGUAACAAAUUUGAUGAAGUAGGGCCCAUUGGUGUAGAAGAUUCAGUUGUAGUUGACCUAGAAGAUGGGACCACUGAACAUAUUGUAAGUGACCAAAAUGAUAUAUUGGAUGACACACCUUACUUGGUAAGUGUUCAAACUGAUUUAGUUGUUGAGGGACUAGAAUGUAACAAGGAAGAUGAGGAUAGUGUUUUAAAAGAGAACUUUAAGGAUUCUGGUGAUGAUUCAAUUGGAAUUACUGAAGAAAUUACUAUUGAUAUAGAUGAAGGGAAAGGAAAGGGGAAGGGCAGGGGUUAG